Messenger RNA from Diatraea saccharalis (sugarcane borer), 2109 nucleotides. The record is from the annotation of a GenBank genome assembly. Lineage: Eukaryota; Metazoa; Arthropoda; Insecta; Lepidoptera; Crambidae.
AUGGGUUUUACCAGGCCAUCUUCGCUUAAGCCUGUCCUUUUCAGAACACGUGCGAGGUUUAACUUAAGGUUUCAUUUUCUCUGCGUUACAAAAGAUGAGGUAAUCGAGCCUCUCCAGUCGCGAGGAGAUCAAUGGAGGGAUAACUGUCGUGGUGUUAACCAUAGCUUCCCAGGUCACAUCCCUCACGAGAGGGGAGAUUGUUAUGUAAGAGAUCUUAUGUUUAUGAAUAUGUUAAACGGGGACAGAGACAAACGCGUUUACAUCGGCGUAAUAAAAAAGGAAUCGGGAACAGAACUGCUACCACGUAACCAUUAUGGCACAUUUUACGACACGGAAGCUUAUUUGGUGUACUCGUCCUCGCUUUCCGGUCAGCCGGCUGGGCCUGACGUCAUUCGUCGUGAAAUAAAAGAGAAUGGUAAUGGUGAAUUCGCUGAGCGGCACAUCCACGCGUGGGCUGGCGAACGCAGCGGCGCCCUGGCUGCGCUUGCGCUGCGACGCGGCACACAGCUAGCAGCGCAUCUCGCCGCACCCGUUGUUAUACACCGAGAGACCGCUACUAAGGAGACUCCAAGACUCCUGUCUUACUUCAGGGAUGGGAUUAGGCUCCUCCGCAGCAGUUCCGUGGCUGCAGGCGAGGCGCGGUUGUACCGCGUGCGCGGUCGGCGGCCGGUGCUAGUGCAGCUGGAGCCGGUGUCGUGGUCACAGCUGGCCGCCGACGGCGUGUUCCUGCUGGACGCAGCACCACUACUCGUGCUCUGGCUCGGACGCGCCGCUAACCUAGUCGAAAAGAUAUUCGGAGCAAAGUUCGCCUACCGUAUGGCACGAGGCGCCGAAAAGGGUAUAACAGCACGCCGCAUCGCCAUCGCUCACGAUGGCUACGAGCAGACCCUGCCGGCGUCGGACCGCGCGCUGCUAGACGCGCUGUUGGAGCUGCGCGCGCGCGUGGUCCGCCCCGUCACCCCCUCCGCCCCCGCGCCCCGCCCCGCGCGCCUCUACCGGGUCACCACCCCGCCCCGCACCGCUCCCCUCACGCUACCAUCACAACGACCUCCGGCCAGACUCGAAGAAGUCAGGAGAGCUCCGCUGCACCGGGAGGACAUGGCUGAUGACGGCGUGUACGUGCUAGACGGCGGUGUCCGCGGGGUGUGGGCGUGGGUGGGUCCGUCGGCGGGCGGGUGCGCGGCGCGGUCCGCGCUGGCGGCGGCGCGCGGGCUGUGUCGCGCGCGGCGGUACUCGACCGCGGUGUCGCUAGUGCCGGCGGGCCGCGAGCCGCUCGAGUUCGCCGCGCUCUUCCACGGCUGGCGGUGGGCGGACGCCCGCAGAGACUCACGGCUGAGAGCCGCGCGAUCCGCCACCACUAAACUCGACGCAGUCAGCUUGACGACUAACUCUUGGCUCGCCGCUGAGGCGCAACUUCCCGAUGACGGUUCAGGAGCUCUACGAAUGUGGCGCGUUCAUCGCUGCGGGGAAGCAGAAGUAAAACUGAUGGAGGUGGAACGGCCCCAGGCGGCCGUGUUCUACUCACAGGACUGUUUCCUUGCUCUCUAUACGUACCACGCGCCCACUGGCGAACAUUCCAUACUCUACUACUGGAUGGGUGGCUCUUCGCCAAAUGAUUUGAGGAAUUUGGGUGCAAUAGAAGCCAAAGACCUCUACAUAAAGCUAGGGCGUCUUCCUAUCCAGGCGUGGAUAUACCAAGGCAAAGAACCGGCACACUUUCUUCAAAUAUUCAAAGGCCGCAUGAUUACCUACUUGGGUAGCGCUACAGAUUAUGAUCCGAGCGGACGACGAGUGGUCGCACCUAGUCGUGCAUUGAUACGCGUGUCGGGGCAGUACGCGCGUGAGGCGCGCGGGGUGGAGGUGCGGGGCGGGGCCGUGGAGGGGGAGGGGGAGGGGGAGGGUAGGGGCAGCUGCUACGUGGUGAGGGAGGGGGCGCGCGUGUGGGUGUGGUGCGCCGCCACCGCCACCGGGGACGAGCGGGAGGUCGCCAAGAACAUGGCCGCCGCCGAGCACACGCUCCUCAUGGAAGGUCAGCGGGCUACGUGCCCUACACCAGGAGUCGACCACCAUUCCGAUUCCUGCUGUAGUGCACGAACCCAAAGACUGUAA